GAACAGCUGUUUACCAAUAACAACAACAAGGCACCGUGCGACGACGACCACGGGCGGCUCGUCAUGUUGGCCCAAUGGUGUAGCGCACACACGCGCAGUGCACACUCGUUCGCUCGGGUCCGGUGCAUGUCCGUAAACGCGUCAAACGUCGUCGUUUCGUCAUUCGCGUCCAUAACUGUACUCGGCGCAUCAUUAAUCUGCAACCAUCAUUACCCGCGUCCGUCUGAUCCGAUCACCCCUAUCACAACGGCCGCCUGGCGUCCCGUCGUCCCAUGAGACAGCACCGGCGUUGAGCGAUGGCCGUGACGGCGGACCGCUGUCCCGCGAUGGACCCGGAUUGCGAUGCUGAACCGCGGUCCCGGUGUCCUGUGGCCCCGGUGGACGGCGGCUACCCACCGAUCGCGCACAACGGCGACGACCUGCACGCCUGCGAGCGCAUCGUCGUCAUGUUCGUGCAGCUCAAGAACUACCUGGGCACGUAUUGGCUGGCCCCGUGGUUCUUUGUCUACAUCUACCCCAGCGUACUCGUUUACGAAUCCCAUGGCUUUGCUGGACCUUUUGUUUAUUGUAAUAUUAUUCAAAUACUAUUUUUUAUUGUGUUUGAAUUUUGGGAUGAGAGUUUUAAUUGGACACCUCUACAUGAUAUAGUAAAAACAUAUUCAUCACAAAUUUUUGGACGUCAAAAUUUAACUAAAAGCACUGAUGAAUUGAUUUUGUUUUGUAUUUGGGUUUCAUCAUGGGCUGCAGUCCCUACCAUAUGUUUUAUAAAUGGACAUAUAUUUGAAUUACCCUCUGACCGUCUUGAACGAUUGACUUCAUAUGUAUCUAUGAUGACCUUUACACUUGUAGUGGCUUAUAUUCUUAUUUUACUUUGGAUUGACAUGACUUUGUUGAAAGUCAAACCGAGUAUUUAUGAAAAUAAUGAAAUUACAAAAGUUUCAACUUCCAAAUCUGAGUUUUUAGAUGACUUCAUUGAGCCUGAUGAUAUACCUGAUUUGAAAACAGUAUAUGAAGAUAUUAGUAUUACAAACGAGUUUAAACUUGAUAAUACUUUCUCAGAGUUUUCUGAGGCAAUAAAUGAAAAUCUUACUGAAAAUGAGGAAUUAUGUAAUUUUAAUAUGAAAGUUGAACUAGGUGAAGAAGCAAAAGAACAAGAAAUGGAUGUUAUAUCUUUAUCAUCAAGUACAUUAAGUGAUUUUGAUGUAAUAACUGAAGAGGAAAUAAAUUUACUUUAGUAAUAACAUGAUUUUUU
Sipha flava (yellow sugarcane aphid) is the source of this 1252-nucleotide messenger RNA. RefSeq lists its product as uncharacterized. The coding region runs from base 297 to 1235 and encodes 312 amino acids. The transcript is spliced from 7 exons. The record is from RefSeq and is a predicted model, not a curated record. NCBI's taxonomy places the organism in Eukaryota, Metazoa, Arthropoda, Insecta, Hemiptera, Aphididae.